AUGUCGUCCUCCGCGAAAGUCAAAACCGGCCAGCUCUGGGGCAAAGGCAAAGACGACCUGAAGAAGCAACUCGAAGAACUCAAGACCGAGCUCGGCCAGCUGAGGGUACAAAAGAUUGCCGGUGGUGCCUCAUCGAAGCUCACUCGAAUCCACGACCUCCGUAAAUCCAUCGCCAAAGUCCUUACCGUGAUCAACGCAAACCAGAGAUCUCAGCUGCGCCUGUUCUACAAGAAGAAGAAGUAUCUACCGCUUGAUCUGCGACCGAAACAGACCAGGGCGAUUAGGAGGAGGUUGACCAAGAAGGAAAAGGGGCUGGUGACGGAAAAGCAGCGGAAGAAGCAGAUGCAUUUUCCAAUGAGGAAGUAUGCUGUCAAGGCAGAGGCUUAA
Molecule: messenger RNA, 387 nt
Organism: Endocarpon pusillum Z07020
Lineage: Eukaryota; Fungi; Ascomycota; Eurotiomycetes; Verrucariales; Verrucariaceae
Product: 60S ribosomal protein L35
Exons: 3
Coding region: 1-387 (128 amino acids)
Biological process (GO): maturation of LSU-rRNA from tricistronic rRNA transcript (SSU-rRNA, 5.8S rRNA, LSU-rRNA); translation
Cellular component (GO): cytosolic large ribosomal subunit; ribosome
Molecular function (GO): structural constituent of ribosome; mRNA binding
Source: RefSeq, a predicted model, not a curated record